This is a messenger RNA of Trichoderma asperellum CBS 433.97, 1842 nucleotides long. RefSeq names its product Transcription elongation factor SPT4 (gene TRF2). Gene Ontology annotation, biological process: cell differentiation; regulation of transcription by RNA polymerase II. The record is from RefSeq and is a predicted model, not a curated record. Gene Ontology annotation, molecular function: RNA polymerase II cis-regulatory region sequence-specific DNA binding; DNA-binding transcription factor activity, RNA polymerase II-specific. NCBI's taxonomy places the organism in Eukaryota, Fungi, Ascomycota, Sordariomycetes, Hypocreales, Hypocreaceae.
AUGAUUCACCACUCGGCAACAUCCUCAGACGGCACCCCUGGAUCUGCCUCUAGACCUCUCCCUUCUCCCACCAGCGCCAAUGGCCAGGCCAAUGCAGCUCGUCGCCCGCCGCGCAAAAGCACCCUCACCCAACAGCAGAAGAACCAGAAGAGACAGAGGGCCACACAAGACCAAUUGACGACUCUGGAGAUGGAGUUCAACAAAAACCCAACUCCCACGGCUAGCGUCCGCGACAGGAUAGCCGAGGAGAUUAAUAUGACUGAGCGAUCUGUUCAGAUCUGGUUCCAGAACAGACGAGCUAAGAUUAAGAUGCUGGCUAAGAAGAGCCUCGAAACCGGUGAAGACAUUGACUCUAUCCCUGAAUCCAUGCGACAAUAUCUCGCGAUGCAGGCAAUGGAAUCAGGCAAGGGGUUUGCUGGGAGCUACAUGGGCCGCACUGGCCUGAUUCCCUUUGGCGGCGGCAACAUGCUCUUUGGCGGCGAUCAAAGCGCGCAGGGCAAAGUUUUGAUCCAUCAUCUUACUUGCCGCUCUCUGAGCAUCGGCAAGUGGACACGAGUUGGACAAAACACCAUGGAUCUCAUCAUCUUCUACUCGCCGGACAAGUGCACCAUGACUUACUACAUCAACAACGAGCAAGCUGGAUACAAAAUCGAGUAUCCCUUCUCUCAUAUCAAGAACAUUUGGCUUGAGAACGCGGACAAUGACAUGAACAAGCUGGCUGGCAUCUUCAUUGAGCUUAACCAGCCGCCUUAUUUCAUGAUGGAUGCAACUUCAUCAACAACGGGGUUUGAUUAUGUCAGUGAUUUUACUGAGGACCAACAGGCGUCUCAGUGCUUGCUUCACCACCUUGGAGGCAACCCCAAGGUCUUGGCCAACCAAUUGGCCAAGUUGGUGUCCCUGGAGUCUUUCAUGAACCGCCAUAACCCUCACAUGCGACAGGUUCAUCCAUUUGCUGAUCCCCAAGCAAUCUCUGCUUCGGCGCCUGUAUCUCCCACAUUAGCUCGACCCUCGUCACAGCCGAGCUUCGGCGCACCGCCUAUGGCCAUGGCUCAGCAGCAAUGGGGCAUGGCUAACAUGCACUCUGCCGCUGGUAUGAGGCCCCAGGGCCACAAGCGACAGCGCAGCCGCUCUGUUCCAGGACCUAUUGACUUCGCCAUGUUUCAAAACCAGCCCAUGCCGUCUUUCUAUAUUCAACCUCCUGGGGAUAUGGGCGCUCAGCACAAUCCUAACAUUUACGCUCCGGUGCCACAACAGCCCAACGCUGCCCACAACUUGAGGAUUGAUACACAAGCCGGCUUUGGUUUGGAUAUGCGGCAAUACCCCAUGUCGGCAACAACUGCCUCGCCAUCUGAGUUCCCUCCAAGCCCAGGCUUCUUCACCCCUGGCCCUGAGGCUGGCGGCCCCCUAGCUCCAUCAAACUACAGUACUCCAUAUGGUAACGCGUUCUUGUCACCAAUGGUUAGCGCUGAAGCCAACAUGCCCACAGCCAUAUCUCCGCUGCCCUUCAAUGGCCCUACUGAGCCCUCAAUUGUCGAGCACUCUCCUCCCAUGUCCAUGAUGGGCCGCCCUGGCUCCUCAGAAAUGUACAUGGGCCAAGAUGGCUCAUGUGCUGUGUCGGAUGACGGUGUUAGCUUGAAUGAGAUGUACUCCAAACACUCAAUCAACAUGCCCCCGAUGCACGAGUCAAUGCACGAACAAUUGCAUGAGCAAAUGCACGAGCCUUCACCAGGAAGCUAUGCGCAGCAUUCACAAGGAGAUAUUGAUAUGGACCAGCUGGUUCAUUUCGAUGCUGUUGAUCCAUCCAGUCUAUCACCAGAAGCGAUGCAGUCCAUGCCUCGGUAA